This is a messenger RNA of Neodiprion virginianus, 2330 nucleotides long. RefSeq names its product UDP-glycosyltransferase UGT5-like. The record is from RefSeq and is a predicted model, not a curated record. The coding region runs from base 206 to 1744 and encodes 512 amino acids. Gene Ontology annotation, molecular function: UDP-glycosyltransferase activity. Lineage: Eukaryota; Metazoa; Arthropoda; Insecta; Hymenoptera; Diprionidae. The transcript is spliced from 7 exons.
UGGAUAACAGUUUAACGUAGUUAGUCUACGAUUGCGACUGUGCAAUGUGAGUUAUACAAUUUCUAUAUGAAUUAUUUAAAAUGAGGAGUGUACUAUAAAGAAAGUUCAGUUUUCAGACCAAGGAACAAACAGUGCAAUCAGAUUAUUGGUGAGAAUCGUUGCAAGUGUGAAUUUUAAUACUCAGGCUUCACAGUGAUCGAACCAGAUGAAUCUUAUCGCGACAUGCUUCGUUCUCGGUCUUGCCGGGGGGGGAGAAGGUGCCCGUAUUUUGGGACUUUUUCCUAUCCCUGGAAAAUCUCAUCUCUUGGUAACUUCGCCCCUGAUGCAUGCCCUUGCAAAAAAAGGACAUGACGUUACGGUGUUUGUGCCGUUUCACACAGGCUUCAACGCAUCAAAUUACAGAGAGAUCACGUACGAAUCCAUUCCUUUAGACAAACAUGGGAACAUCAUGGAUUACUUGAAUAUGAAUAUAUUUUUGGCACAUAUUUUCCUUUACUACAUGGGAACCGUAACCACGGAAAUGGCUUUGAAUACAACUGGAGCUCAAGCUCUGAUAAAGUCAGAAGAGAAGUUCGAUAUUAUCGUGAUGGAGCAAUUCUUCAAUGAGGCUUUCCUCGCCUAUGUCCAUAAGUUCAAAUGUCCCUUUGUCUUAAUCAGCGCAUUUGGACCCACAGCUACAAUCAAUGGAAUCUUUGGAAAUUCAGCACCAUACAGCUAUGUGCCGUCUGAAUUUUUACCAUUUGGAGACAGAAUGACGUUUUUUGAAAGACUUGAAAACACUAUCGCGAAUUUAUAUUUUGACGGUAGUAGAAAAUAUUACUACAUGCCCCAACAGCAGGCACUUGCGAACAAAUAUUUAUCAGAUACUGGAAAGGAAGUUCCGUCAUUAGAAGAAAUCGAGAGCCAAGCGGAUUUAAUUCUCCUGAAUUCUCACCACAUAUUUUCUACCCCACGGCCAUAUAUGGAAAAUAUGAAAAACGUCGCCGGAAUGCACCUGAAGCCAUCAAAACCGCUGCCUUUGGACUUGCAACAAUACAUGAACUCCUCGAAAAACGGAGUGAUUCUGUUUAGCUUGGGCUCGGCAAUGCAAAGUAUACUUAUGCCAGAUGACAAGAUCAAGGCACUAAAGGGAGCUUUCGAAAGACUUCCUUACGACGUUUUGUGGAAAUGGGAAAAUGACACCAUGGAGAACAAGCCGAAAAAUGUUCGGAUAGGAAAAUGGCUUCCGCAAAGUGACAUACUCACGCAUCCCAAUCUCAAACUCUUUGUUACUCACGGCGGGAUAUCGAGUUUAAUGGAAACGGUUUACCAUGAAGUACCCAUCGUUGGUAUACCUCUCUUCGGAGAUCAAAGGCGCAACAUUAAAAUUGCAGAGUCAAAAGGAUACGCCGAUUUUGUGGAUAUUCUAACUUUGACGGAAAACCAAGUCUACAAUGCCAUAAUGAAUGUUGCAACAAAUCCAAAAUACCGAGAUAACGUGAAAAAGGUAUCAGCCUACUGGAAGGGUGAAAUGAAUCAUCCUUUGGAUGUAGCGGUGCAUUGGGUAGAAUACGUUCUCAAAAACGGAGGCGCGAAGCUCCUUAAAGCAACUGUAACUGAGCAAAAUUUUAUCCAGUAUUUUUUGCUCGAUGUAGGAUUUGCAAUCUUGCUAUUACUGAUCUUGACGUGCAUUUUAAUACGCAAGACGUUCAGAUUGUUGUGUAGAAAAUCUAGGCCCAAGAUGACCUCAAAAAAAAAUAACUAGUUUCGGUAUCUAACAAUAAAAAGCCAAAAUAAAAAUCAGACGAAAUGCAGUGAUAUUUUUUGAUUAUCAAUAGAUGUAUGAAUUAAUGAAUAGACGGUGUAGUUAACUUAUAGUCCUCAUUUCAUACAAGUUCGAUAAUAUAUGUAAUUAUCAAACCAGUAUUGCUUAUUAUAACUCUUACGCCAGUGUUAGGCGAUCUAUCAAGUAAAGCAAGGUCGGUGAUAUAGAUUACCUUUUUGCGACCCACGGAUAUUAAGUCAAGGUUAUUCUUCAUUGUGACAACACGUGUAUGGCAUGAAUACGCUAAAGGUGAGGUCUUUGUUCUUUGAUCUCACUGUCAGGAGAUCACACUGAAUUUUCAGCAACAGAAUGCAAAAUUCUUUACUCAUGUUAAAACUGUCUGCAGAGUGAGUAUUUUCUAAUUAUAUUACAUCGAGGAAGAUAAGAUGAUUAAAUUUCUGCCCAGCAGAUGACAAAUUUGUCAGAGUUCGUGAUGACACAAAUAUGCGGUAUCCAAGAUAAUAACGGUAAACUUUUCAUACUUCCAUCAUUACAUCCUAAAUUAUAAAUAUUUGCCUAAUCAAAA